Colletotrichum siamense is the source of this 624-nucleotide messenger RNA. RefSeq lists its product as uncharacterized. NCBI's taxonomy places the organism in Eukaryota, Fungi, Ascomycota, Sordariomycetes, Glomerellales, Glomerellaceae. Bases 1 to 624 code for a protein of 207 amino acids. The transcript has a single exon. The record is from RefSeq and is a predicted model, not a curated record.
AUGUUCCGAUGUGCCAGCGUGUCCGUGGCCGACUUCGAGCAGCUCAAAACGAUUACGAGCAUUGUCCGCCAGGGCCGGGUCGUCAGCAUCGGGCUUGAUGAGGUCAAGUUCGACAACGGGAGCAGCUAUCAGCCACAGCCCAACACUCUCUUUGUCGACUGCACGGCGGAUGGACUGCAGAAGCGCGAGGCAAUUCCAGUUUUCAACGGAAACCUGAUCACUUUGCAGGCUGUCCGUGCCUGCCAGCAGGUCUUCAGUGCAGUCUUCAUCGCGCACGUCGAGGCGGCUUACAGCGGAGAUGAGAUGAAGAAUAUGCUCUGCCGUCCGAUUCCGCAUCCGGAUCAAGAUCUCGACUGGUUGCUCAUGACAUGCCUCAAUCUCGAGAACACCAUGCGGCGGCACGCGAAGCCCAAAACCGCCAAGUGGCUUUCCCAGGCUCGUCUGGACUGGGUCGGCGCCAUGCUGGCAUCUCCCAGUAGCUAUGACGGCUCGGCGAAAGAGCAGGACCCAAUGCAGGCUAUGGCUUCGCCAAUUCACGCAGCAUGCGAGAAGCUCAAGGUUUUGCUUGUUCAGCUUCCGCCGAAGGAUUGGGAACCUGUCAAGGCGCAGAUUAUUGACGCGUAA